UUUAACGUUGAAUUAAAAAGUCAUAACAAAUAUAUUCCGUGACAUGACCACAAGUGAUUGAAUCGUCACCCAAUUUUAUACGAGUAAUAAUAAAAGCAAAAAAUGAAUCCAAAAAACAAGCUCAAGGUAGCCAUCGACUCGCUAUAUCGACACACCAAUAAUGUCAACCCAGAAACAUACACUCGACUCGUUCUUGACUGUGUUCGUCUCAGCGACCCACAUCAAGCCAAGCGCUUACAAUCUCACAUGGACCACCAUCUUUACGAACCCACAACCACUUUUAUUCACAAUCGUCUUCUUGACCUCUAUGCCAUGUCCGGAAAACUAAUGGAUGCACAGAACCUGUUUGAUAAAAUGCCUCAACGAGAUAUUUUCACUUACAAUGCCAUGUUAAAAGCUUAUUCGAAAACCGGUUCAGUGGAUGACUUGCAUGGAUUUUUCAAUAAAAUUCCACGUAAAGAUUCUGUUUCUUACAAUACCAUGAUUGCGGGUUUAGGUAGUCGAGGGAUGGAAUUCGAGGCGUUGGAUUUGUUUGUUAGAAUGUUGAAAAAUGGUGUUGAGGUUACCGGGUUUAGUUAUGCGAGUGUUUUGAAUGCGUGUUCUCGGGUUUUGGAUUUGGGGUUUGGAAAGCAAGUUCAUGGGAAGGUUAUGGUUUGUGGUUUGGUAUGCAGUAAUGGUUUUGUUUGUAACGCGUUGAUGAAUUUGUAUGCUAAAUGUGGUGAGAUUGAUGCGGCUCGUUGUUUGUUUGAUGGAAUGUGCGAUAAGAAUGAUGUUGUUUCUUGGAAUCUGAUGAUUUCGGGGUAUAUGAAAAAGGAGUUGCCGGAAGAGUGUUUGAAGUUGUUUCGUGUAAUGAAGUUGUCGGGUUUAAAGCCAGACAAUGUUACAGUUUCAAUUGUUCUUGGUGCGUUUUUUCAAACGGGUAGCAUUGAUGAGGCGGUUAAACUUUUUGAGGAUGUUAAGGAAAAAGAUGUCGUUUCUUGGACGGCGAUGAUUGUUGGUCAUGUGCAGAAUGGGAAGGAAGAGGGAGCGUUGGUUUUAUUUAAUGAAAUGUUAAUGGAGAAUGUUCAGCCAGACAAGUUUACAAUUUCGAGUAUCGUGAGUUGUUGUGCCCGAUUGGCUUCUUUGUGUAAUGCUCAAGGGAUUCAUGGGAAAUCGGUUCACAUGGGUGUUGAUGAUGAUACACUUGUGUCUAGUGCCCUUGUUGAUAUGUAUUCUAAAUGUGGUGAACCAGUUGAAGCCCGUAAGGUUUUUGAUAGGAUACAUUCUAAAACAGUUGUAUCUUGGAAUUCUAUGAUUUUAGGUCUUGCUCAAAACGGUAAAGACGUAGAAGCUCUCAGACUUUACGAAGAAAUGUUGAUGGAUGAUAUAAAGCCAGAUAGCAUCACAUUUGUAGGCGUUCUUUCUGCUUGUAUACACGAAGGCCUUACUGAAAGGGGAGAGCAAUAUUUUCAUUCAAUGACAAAAGAGUAUGGAAUUUUACCAACCGCAGAUCAUUAUGCAUGUCUGAUCAAUCUGCUAGGUCGAUCAAAUUGUAUAGAAAAAGCCGUGGAAAUAAUAAACGGCAUGCCUGAUAGACCUAAUAGUCUUAUUUGGUCAACCCUUUUAUCUGUUUGUAAAUUAAAAGGUGACACUGAACAUGCAGAGAUGGCUGCAAAACACCUAUUUAACUUGGAACCAUCAAAUGCCGAACCUUAUAUUACGCUGUCCAAUAUGUAUGCUGCUAAUGGUAGAUGGAAAGAUGUGGAAAUCAUGAGAUCUCUUAUGAACAGGAAAAAUAUUAAGAAGUUUGCUGCAUUUAGUUGGGUGGAAGUUGAUGGAAAGGUGUACAAGUUUGUGUCAGAAGAUCGAUCUCAUCCUGAAAGAGAAGCUAUUUAUCACGAAUUAAACAGGCUUGUAAGAAAGGUAUUCACAGCUGGAUAUUCUCCAAAUAAAGAUCUGGUCUUGCAUGAUGUUGGGGAUGAUGAGAAGUUUCAAUCAAUAUGCCUUCAUAGUGAGAAAUUGGCUCUAGUAUAUGGAUUGAUGAGGAAACGUGAAGGACGGCAACCUGUUAGAAUUAUCAAGAACAUUCGAGUUUGUAGUGAUUGUCAUUUGUUUAUGAAGUUCAUUUCAAGAAUCAUUGGUCGCACCAUCAUAUUGAGGGAUUCGAAAAGAUUUCAUCAUUUUGUCGAGGGAUCUUGUUCAUGCAAGGAUUUUUGGUGAUCUUUUGAGGGUUGGCAAUCCAUUAUACUUUUUUUCUUUCAAAUUUAUACACGAGCUACCGUGAUAUGAGAAGAAGAAGAAAAAGUUGAGAAGAUGCCAUGAACCUAUCUGGUAACCAUCUUUACAAGCUCUGGAUCGUAAGACUGUUUGGAGUGAGGCAACCCCAUGACGGGGCAGCUCCUGCCAUGGGUUGCCACAUCAUCUAGCCC
Messenger RNA from Erigeron canadensis, 2408 nucleotides. Its product is annotated as pentatricopeptide repeat-containing protein At3g62890-like. Gene Ontology annotation, biological process: RNA modification. The coding region runs from base 103 to 2199 and encodes 698 amino acids. Lineage: Eukaryota; Viridiplantae; Streptophyta; Magnoliopsida; Asterales; Asteraceae. The transcript has a single exon. Gene Ontology annotation, molecular function: RNA binding; protein binding; zinc ion binding. The record is from RefSeq and is a predicted model, not a curated record.